Messenger RNA from Oryza brachyantha (malo sina), 1883 nucleotides. Its product is annotated as lysophospholipid acyltransferase 2. Lineage: Eukaryota; Viridiplantae; Streptophyta; Magnoliopsida; Poales; Poaceae. Gene Ontology annotation, molecular function: acyltransferase activity. The coding region runs from base 157 to 1536 and encodes 459 amino acids. The transcript has 8 exons. Gene Ontology annotation, cellular component: membrane; endoplasmic reticulum. Gene Ontology annotation, biological process: lipid modification; phospholipid biosynthetic process; triglyceride biosynthetic process. The record is from RefSeq and is a predicted model, not a curated record.
ACUCGCAUCGCAGAACGAAUUGGGACUCCACAAAUCGCCGCUCGUCAGCGAACCCUCCAAAAAAAAAACCAAAUCGUGUUCUGAAGUCCGCAUCCAUCUGCUGCGCGUCCCUCCCCGGCGGCGGCGGAGGAGGAGGAGGAGGAGGAGGAGGCGGCGAUGGGGCUGGAGAUGGAGGGGAUGGCGGCGUCGAUCGGCGUGUCGGUGCCCGUGCUCCGCUUCCUGCUCUGCUUCGCGGCGACCAUCCCGACGGGCCUCCUGUGGCGGGCGGUGCCGGGCGCCGCGGGGCGGCACCUCUACGCGGGGCUCGCCGGCGCCGCGCUCUCCUACCUCUCGUUCGGGGCCACUUCCAACCUCCUCUUCGUCGUGCCCAUGGCGUUCGGGUACCUCGCCAUGCUGCUCUGCCGCCGGCUCGCCGGGCUCAUCACGUUCCUCGGCGCCUUCGGCUUCCUCAUCGCAUGUCACGUGUACUACAUGAGUGGAGAUGCAUGGAAGGAGGGUGGCAUUGAUGCGACAGGUGCUUUAAUGGUUUUAACGUUGAAAAUCAUUUCGUGCGCAAUAAACUACAGUGACGGUAUGCUGAAGGAAGAGGGUUUGCGUGAUGCCCAGAAAAAGUAUCGUUUAACUAAACUUCCUUCUUUGAUCGAAUAUUUUGGUUACUGCCUCUGCUGUGGCAGCCACUUUGCUGGGCCAGUAUAUGAAAUGAAAGAUUAUCUUGAAUAUACUGAACGGAAAGGAAUAUGGGCCAGCCCAACUCCUUCACCUCUAUUACCUACUUUGCGUGCUCUAGUUCAAGCUGGUGCAUGCAUGGGAUUAUAUUUGUAUCUAUCACCUCAGUUUCCUCUUUCACGGUUUAGCGAGCCCUUAUAUUAUGAAUGGGGCUUUUGGCACCGGCUCUUCUAUCAGUACAUGUCAGGCUUUACUGCUCGUUGGAAAUACUAUUUUAUAUGGUCAAUUUCAGAAGCUUCAAUUAUUAUAUCCGGUUUGGGCUUUACUGGCUGGUCCGAUUCAUCUCCCCCGAAAGCCAAAUGGGAUCGUGCAAAAAAUGUUGAUGUUUUAGGUGUUGAAUUAGCUAAAAGUGCAGUUCAGUUGCCGCUCGUGUGGAACAUUCAAGUGAGCACAUGGCUGCGAUAUUAUGUUUAUGAGAGGCUAGUUCAGAAAGGAAAGAAACCUGGUUUCCUUCAGUUGCUGGGCACUCAGACAGUCAGUGCUGUCUGGCAUGGACUGUAUCCAGGAUAUAUUAUAUUCUUUGUUCAAUCAGCAUUGAUGAUAAAUGGUUCAAAAGUCAUAUACAGAUGGCAACAAGCAGUCAGCAAUCCAGUUUUCCACGCUAUACUAGUUUUUCUAAAUUUUUCAUACACCCUAAUGGUCCUUAACUACUCAUGCAUUGGGUUCCAGGUACUGAGCUUCAAGGAAACUUUAGCAUCCUACCAGAGCGUAUAUUAUGUUGGCACAAUUAUUCCCAUCGUAGUUGUCUUGCUGGGUUAUGUUAUCAAGCCAGCCAAGCCAGUGAAGCCAAAGGCUCGGAAGGCAGAAUGAGCAACAAGGUGACCUAGUCGAAUGGUCAUUACAUAUAGGAGCGGCGAAGAUCUAAUGAUGAUAUUGACGAACUAGUGCUCAGUUAUUCUACUUCUGUGGAAAUUUGCAGGAGGAGAAUGUGGUGACCCACCUCUUAAAAUUAUGAACUGCCUUGUGAUUGACCAACCAUUAAAACGUGGCACUCCCAUUGGAUUUUUCUAUGUUAUGGUUACAUACCACGUUGGAUAUCGGCCUUGCGCCUUUUCCCUUUGGUUGUUAAGUUCUCUGCUGGCUGACUGUAUUCAAAGCGAUGUAUUUUAUCACCUGGUCAUAAGCCAAAUGGAAGUGUGAACGGGCAUCAAUUCUUG